This is a messenger RNA of Anolis carolinensis (green anole), 1138 nucleotides long. It is a transcript of the gene mad2l2, whose product is annotated as mitotic arrest deficient 2 like 2. Lineage: Eukaryota; Metazoa; Chordata; Lepidosauria; Squamata; Anolidae. The transcript has 8 exons. Gene Ontology annotation, cellular component: zeta DNA polymerase complex. The coding region runs from base 222 to 959 and encodes 245 amino acids. The record is from RefSeq and is a predicted model, not a curated record.
GAUCGAGGGGGAGGCUCCAGAGAGGCGGAAGGGGGCGGAUUUGCUCCUCCUCUGCCGCUUUUGGCGCCUCCCUCUCGGCUGCUUCUGGCGUUUCGUCCCGCUGAGCGGCCCCUCGUGCAGGAACGACCCAAAACAGAGUAAUAAAGAUUUUGGUCUUUGGAUACUGAAACCGUGGAUACGGAUAAGAUUUUUCUGCCUUUCCCCCCCAAGUUGCUGCCAAGAUGACCACUUUGACCCGGCAAGACCUCAACUUUGGCCAAGUCGUGGCCGAUGUGCUUUCGGAGUUCCUGGAGGUGGCCAUCCACCUCAUCCUUUACGUCCGGGAGGUUUACCCAACGGGGAUCUUCCAGAAAAGGAAGAAAUACAACGUACCUGUGCAGAUGUCUUGCCAUCCGGAACUGAACCAGUACAUUCAAGACACGCUCCACUGCGUCAAGCCCUUGCUGGAAAAGAACGAUGUGGAGAAAGUGGUGGUGGUCAUCCUGGACAAGGAGCAUCAUCCGGUGGAGAGGUUCGUCUUUGAGAUCACGCAGCCGCCUUUGCUGUCCAUCAGUUCGGACUCCCUUCUCAACCACGUGGAGCAGCUCCUCCGGGCCUUCGUCCUGAAAAUCAGCCUCUGCGACGCCGUCCUUGACAACAACCCUCCGGGUUGCACUUUCACCGUCCUCGUCCACACCAGGGAAGCCGCGACCCGCAACAUGGAGAAGAUCCAAGUCAUCAAGGAUUUCCCUUGGAUCCUGGCCGACGAGCAGGACGUCCAUAUGCAUGACCCACGCCUGAUCCCGCUGAAGACCAUGACGUCGGACCUUCUAAAGGUGAGCCGACCUUACUACAACUUUACUACAACUUUACUACGAACCAGAUCUUACUACAUCCCUUGCUUUGGAGCUUAUUUCUGGAUUAUUUCCUCCCAACAGAUGCAGCUGUAUGUCGAAGAGCGGGCUCAGAAAGGGACCUGAUCAAGCCUUCGUAAAUAUCGCAGAGUGCAUUUAAGAGGAACCAGUGAGGAUGUCAUUCAAACCCUGUUGUUUUUCUCUAUGGGGUUCUUGGUCUUAAAUCCUAUUUAUAUGUGACUUUGUUUACAUCGGUGGGGUUUCCCCCGGAUAUUAAAUAAUCCUCUGAUGCUUUCCGCUCCUUC